Molecule: messenger RNA, 1858 nt
Organism: Ooceraea biroi (clonal raider ant)
Lineage: Eukaryota; Metazoa; Arthropoda; Insecta; Hymenoptera; Formicidae
Product: RAS oncogene family member RabX1
Molecular function (GO): GTPase activity; GTP binding
Source: RefSeq, a predicted model, not a curated record
GUUACCGACCAGCAGAACACAACAAUGCCGCGAGUUACACCGCUAUGAGCGUGGGAAACGUCAAAAUAGCCGCACUUUUGUCCGUUUAAUCGCGCGGUACGGCGCGGACUUCCGGUUCGAGACGAACCGUUCAGUUCGAUUAUGUAGUGCAUUGGACAUGAAGACGAUCGAAGGAAAAGUAGUGAUGCUGGGAUCGCAGGCUGUCGGCAAGACGAGCCUGAUCGGACGUUACGUGGGGAACUACGAUCAAGCGGGUCCUACAAUUGGGGCGUCCUUCUUCAACUGCCGGCUCAAUCUGGAGAAUGCAAGGAUUAAGUUGCAAGUAUGGGAUACAGCUGGCCAGGAGAGAUUUCGCUCCAUGGCGCCGAUGUAUUACAGGAACGCCAACGCGGCCAUGCUGGUGUUCGACCUCACGCAGUACAGCACCUUCGCCGCGAUCAAGGGUUGGGUGAAGGAGCUGCGACAGAACGUGGAGGAGACCCUGGUGCUGGCCGUAAUCGGCAACAAGUCCGAUCUGACCACUAAGCGACAGGUCGACGGCGAGGAAGGCCGCAAGUACGCCACGGAGAUUGGCGCUACGUAUCACGAGACCUCGGUGCUGCACAACGAGGGAAUCGAGACCGUUUUCCUGACGAUCGCUAUGGGUCUACUGAACGUGGCGAACAACCAGGACAAUAUGACCACCACUCUCAGAAUCGGCGGAGACGACAUGCCACCAUCGCCUUCCGUCGAGGAGAGCCCGCAGAACACCAGUAUUGCUCACGGUAUAUACGAGAAGCCGUUCACUUGCUGCUAGUUUUAGCUUAGAGAACAUUAAAGGAAGAAGAUUGCACUCUGCUCGAGUGCUUCGUAUCGACGCGCGACCAUCCCCUCGUCGAUCAUUUUCCUUUUCCCCUUGUGCAUAUAUGUGUAUUUUUCCAUCAGAAAUCUCUUGUCCCGGCCAAAUCCUGGUUUUCCGGAUGCAUAUGGUGCAUGCGCGAAACGCAAUGCGAGCAACGAACCGCACUUUCGAGCGGCUUCGGUCCUAUGUUAUUCAAUUAAAUAGGCCAGGCAAUGUUCACGUCGAUUUAUCGCGGGCGUUAAAUCGACGAUAUCAAGCUAUUGUAGAGCUAGAGCUUAAGUAACGUUGAGAAAAGUUACACAAACCGAGCUUUCUGUAGAUGAAUAAUGAUAGUUAUUAUAAGUGUAGAGAAAUGAAGAUUGUAUUUUGUGACAUAUUAAAUUUAUGUGCGAACGGGAUCUCAUAGAACGCGGCACGCUAAUUCGUGUCGAGGUGCUUUACUCAUGACGAGCUACGAACCAGGAAAUUUAGCGGUGUACACGAGAUUAUGAGCUCAACUAUCUGAUGUAAUUCUUGUAUAUUUCCAUCUUCUGAUUAAGUAAAUUUGAUAUAUUUUAUUAUAUGGAAUUUCGACACGUGAGAAAAAAUUCUAUUUGAUAAGAUAUAAUCGUCGAAAUGCGUGAUACUACAUAUUCUGCAGAAUUACUAGAUAAAAUAGAUGAUGCAACCUCGGAAGGGGAGGCAAUUCAGAAGCUAAUGUUCGUAAAUUACUCUUAUUAUUAUUAUUAUUAUUAUAUACUAUUAUUGUAUACAACGCAGUAUUCUCUUGCAUUGGUGCGCAAUUUAUUUAUAAACGAGUAGAAUAGAUUUAUAAUGAUUUUCGCGAAGACUGCUAAACUCUAAGUUCGAACGUAUUUUGGACGGCGAAUCAUUUCCGAGACUUUUAGGAAACAGAUUCUCGAUUCUUCGUCAUUUUUAUUUUUGCAAACGCUGUCAUGCAUAUUCAAACGCGUCUCGUCGAUUAAACCGUAUACAGAGUUUUAUAUUCGACAAAAAUAAAUAUAUUUCUAAUAAAAG